Molecule: messenger RNA, 2001 nt
Organism: Dujonia railenensis
Lineage: Eukaryota; Fungi; Ascomycota; Pichiomycetes; Serinales; Debaryomycetaceae
Source: the annotation of a GenBank genome assembly
AUGCUCCUCCUAUCUGUUCUUGUAGUACUGUUAUCAGUAGUGUACUUUUUGUAUAGGAAAUGGGUUUCUACUGCGGAUUUGUUGGAGAACUCUGCCAAAACUUUUGAUGCAGAGAUCAUCAAGUUGAGAACAAAAUUGUCUGAACUAGAGGCUAGUCAAAACCAAACUACUAUAUCAAAGCAGGAUAUAGAGCGAAAACUGCUGAAAGAAAAAGCUGACAGUGAAAGAAAGAUCGGUGAGUUGGUAUCAGAUAUCAAAAAACAGGACUGGCACUCGAGAUCGCUCGACCAGCAGUUGUCAGCUUCCCAGCAAGAAGUCGCAACCUUGAAGAAGGAAUUGCAAGUAGCGAAGCGCAGCGGCAUGGAUUUGAAUACAAAAAUGGAAAAUUUGGAGCUUCAGUACAAAUUCAAUUUGAACACUGAAUUGGAACUAUUCAAGGCCAAAGAAGGUUUGGAGUUUGAAGAAUUGAAAGUCCUGUAUAAAGAUCUUACUGACAAGCACAGCAAGUUGAGUGAAACUAUUGGUGGAGUAGUGAAGAAAAACCAGAAAAACGAACUAGAGAUUCAACAAUUAAAUGAAGCAAUUCUGAAGAAGGUGGAAGAAGAAAAAUGGUUGAUAAAAGAGUUAGAAAGCAUACAGGGAGAUGGCGCGGAUGAAGAAGAGACAAAUGGUGACUGUAGUUCUGUAGUUGAAAGGGCUGUAUCAAUCGCUAGCCUGAUUAGCCGGAAGAGCUUAGAUUCAGGAAUCGCAGUACAAGAUCGUAUUAAUGAAUUGGAAUCAGUAAUUGAAGAGCAAGAAGACAGCUUGAAUGAGCUUGAAGAAGAUCUCAAAGAUUUGAACCAUAAAUAUGAACUCCUGCAACAAGAGGUUCAGAAUGGGUCCAAACUAUCACAUCAAUUAGAAGCAAAAAUCAAAUCUCUAGAAUCUACUAUCGAAAAGAAAGAUGGAGAUAUUAAUCAGUUAGAGAGUCAGAUUAAGGAAUUAGGAAGCGAGUCUCAAAAUGAAGUGGAGAUCACUAACUUAAAGAACGAAUUACUUGCUAGUAGAGAAGAAACUUCAGCACUUCAAGAGAAAUCAACUGCCCAUAAAAUUGAGCUUGAUAGGCUACUUGAAAAGGAAUCCAUAGUAGAAAAGGAGAAGGCAGACUUGAAAUUCAAAGUAAAUGAGCAGUUGGAAUCUCUCGAUGCCCUCAAAAAGCAAGUAGCAGAUUUAGAAGACUCGGUCAAAGGUAAAGAAAUCUCAUCUUCAGUAAAUCCUCAAAUUUAUGAGCUUGAACAAAAAGUAGCAACCCUUGAAUCAGAGCUUUCCACCGAAAAGAAAAACGUCGCUUCUCUUCAAACAGUUCUUCUGGAUUCUAAGCAUGAAGCAGAAGCACUUGAAAACCAAGUUGAAAGCUUAACAUCAGAUAUUGAUUCAGAGAAAAUUAAAUCAACAAAAUUGAGCGAAGAACUAAAUGAUCUACAGGAAACUGCGAACAAAACAGCUUCAUCCGAAACAGAAAGAGUGAAUAGUGAGAUCUCCACAUUAAAAACUCAAAUUACGGAUCUUGAAAAGCAAGUGGAAGAUUCUGAGUCAAAAAUUGAAGAUCUUGAAAAGCAACUCAGAGUUUCUAAAGCAGAGGUAAGCCAAAUUGAAAAUGGUUUCAAGGAUUCCCAAUCUCUGCUUGAAAAGCAAUUGACAGAAGCAAAAAAAGGAGUAACGCAACUUGAGGAACAAGUGAAGGGUUCUACAGCAGAGGUGACGCAACUUAACGAACAAUUGGAGAAUUCUAAAGUACAGGUCGCAGAGCUUGAAAAGCUAUUGAGGGAAUCUAAGGCAGAGAUUAAAGACAUUGAAUCUCAAUUAAAGGACUCCAGAGCGGAGAUUGAAGACCGUGAAGCAAUAAUUCAAAAGCAAAGACAAGUAAUUGCGACCAACCUAAACACCUUAAAAGCAAAUAGAUCGAGGGAUGCGACUCCAUUGAGUUCACCUUUAAAACCUUCCAAUAAAGCUGAAAGCUGA